This is a messenger RNA of Trifolium pratense (red clover), 1509 nucleotides long. RefSeq names its product GDSL esterase/lipase At1g28600-like. The record is from RefSeq and is a predicted model, not a curated record. Lineage: Eukaryota; Viridiplantae; Streptophyta; Magnoliopsida; Fabales; Fabaceae. Bases 225 to 1349 code for a protein of 374 amino acids. Gene Ontology annotation, molecular function: hydrolase activity, acting on ester bonds. The transcript is spliced from 5 exons.
CCAAUAAAUCUACCAAUAAUACCAAAAAAUAAUUUCUUUUGAAACAUGAAUAUACCAAUAAAUAAACAAACAAGCAUCAUUAGACAAACACCGAAACUUAUCCAAUGUGCUGUAUAUGAUUCUGUCUUUAUCAGUUAUCAAUUAAAACGUGGACAAUUAUAUCAAAGCGGACACUCAAUAGAACAGAUGUAUAAUGUAUUGUUCAAUCAGUAACAAACCAAAUAAUGGCUUGGUCACUACAACAACGAUGGUUGUUUCUUGUGCUUCCACUGGUUUUUGCCACUUCUGUUACAAGCUGCUACACAUCAAUCUUCAGCUUCGGAGAUUCUCUUACUGAUACAGGCAAUUUGAAUUUCAUUUCUUCACCACAGAGCCCCAAUUGUCUGCUUCCUCCUUAUGGUGAAACCCAUUUUCAUCACCCUACUGGAAGAUGCUCUGAUGGCCGUCUCAUCAUUGAUUUCAUAGCUGAGUCUUUUGGGCUUCCGUAUGUGAAACCUUAUCUGGGUUUCAAAGAUGGUGAAGUGGAGGAACAUGGAGUGAAUUUUGCUGUUGCUGGAGCUACUGCUUUGGAUAGAAGUUUCUUUGAAGAGAAAGGGUUUACUGUUGAAGUAACUGCAAAUUACUCUCUGAUGGUUCAGUUAGAUUGGUUCAAGGAAUUGUUGCCUUCUCUAUGCAAUUCUUCUUCAAGUGAAGGCUGCAAAGAAGUUUUUGGGAGCUCCUUGUUUAUUGUGGGAGAGAUUGGAGGCAAUGAUUAUGGUUUUCCCUUGUUUGAUAAAAAUGCUUUAGGAGAUCUUAUUACUUAUGUACCACCAAUAAUAUCUGUAAUCACUUCAGCAAUCAAGAAGUUGAUUGAUUUAGGAGCUGUAACAAUUUUGGUUCCUGGAAGUUUACCACUUGGGUGCAAUCCAGCCUAUUUAACUAUGUUUGCAACUACAAACAAAGAGGAGUAUGACCAAGCUGGAUGUUUGAUAUGGUUAAACGAGUUUUUCGAAUACCAUAAUGAGAAGCUUCGUAUCGAACUAAAUAGGCUUCGAGGGCUAUAUCCGUUUACUAAUAUCAUCUAUGCAGAUUAUUUCAAUGCUGCAUUGCAGUAUUACAAAUCUCCAGAACAAUAUGGAUUUGAUGGAAAUGCUUUUAAAGUAUGUUGUGGAGGUGGAGGUCCUUACAAUUACAAUGAUACAGCACUAUGUGGAAGCUCAGAAGUGAUUGCAUGUGAUGAUCCUUCAAAAUAUGUUAGCUGGGAUGGAUAUCAUUCUACUGAAGCUGCACAUAGAUGGAUUACCAAGGCUAUAUUAGAAGGAUCAUACACCAUCCCUAAAUUUAGUGUCUCGUGUCUUAGUAGUGAAUGAAACCUUUGGAGAUUUCUUUUAACUAUGCAAUGAAAUAAAAAUCAAUGUAUUAAUGUAAAAUAUCAGUCUUACCAGUGAAACAAAAUUUCAAUGUCACAGUCUAUUAUCUAUUUCAUGCAUAUAAACUGAGAUAAGAAAAUAAAGUUGUGUUUGCAACCAA